Molecule: messenger RNA, 480 nt
Organism: Cynocephalus volans (Philippine flying lemur)
Lineage: Eukaryota; Metazoa; Chordata; Mammalia; Dermoptera; Cynocephalidae
Product: pre T-cell antigen receptor alpha-like
Exons: 2
Coding region: 1-480 (159 amino acids)
Biological process (GO): negative regulation of thymocyte apoptotic process
Source: RefSeq, a predicted model, not a curated record
AUGGCUGAGACAUGGCUGCUGCUUCUCCUUGCCCUUGGGUGUCCAGCCCUGCCUAGCGGGUGUGGAUGGCCGCCGUUCUCUUCUCUGGCCCCACUAAUCACGCUGCUGGUGGAUGGGAACCAGCGGACACUGGUGGUCUGCCUGGUCCUCAAUGCUGCACCCCCUGGCUUUGAUGGCCAUAUCUGGUUCUCAGCUGGCAAUGGCAGUGCACUGGACGCCUUCACGUAUGGCCCUUCCCCAGCAACGGACAGCACUUGGACUAGCUUGGCCCAGCUCUCCCUGCCCUCUGAAGAGCUGGCAACCUGGGAGCCCUUGGUCUGCCACACUGGGCCUGGGGGCCACAGCUGGAGCACACGGUCCCUACAGCUGUCAGGUGGGGAUGGAGCCUGGGCCCCUGUGCAUGCUCCCUGUCCCUUUCCACACACCCUGGAACCAGGCUGUGGCGGGAGGGAGGGUUGGUUCCAGGCCAUGAGGGCAUGA